This is a messenger RNA of Balaenoptera musculus (blue whale), 285 nucleotides long. It is a transcript of the gene DEFB128, whose product is annotated as defensin beta 128. The record is from RefSeq and is a predicted model, not a curated record. Gene Ontology annotation, cellular component: extracellular region. The coding region runs from base 1 to 285 and encodes 94 amino acids. NCBI's taxonomy places the organism in Eukaryota, Metazoa, Chordata, Mammalia, Artiodactyla, Balaenopteridae. The transcript is spliced from 2 exons. Gene Ontology annotation, biological process: innate immune response.
AUGAAGCUGUUUCUGGUUCUCAUUAUUCUGCUGUUUGAGGUAUCCAAAGAUGCAGCACGACACAGAAAAUGCUUUAGUAACAUAUCAGGUUACUGCAGGAAGAAAUGCAAACUGGGAGAAACAUAUGAAAUAGCAUGUGUAAAUGGAAAAUUAUGUUGUAUUAAUGAAGACGAAAAGAGACAAUAUCAACAAGUCACAGAGCCACCUGAACCUUCAAGGAAGCCUGAUUUGAAGUUGGACUAUGCUAUCUUACCCACUGUCACACUUAGCACAACUCCACUAUAA